GUGCCCCGAGUCCUCUGCCCCCACCCGCACCUCCAGGGCGGGCGCUAGGGGUGCCGUCUGCUCCCAGAACCAGGUGGCCAGGCCGAGAUGGAUCCGCUCAGGGCCCAGCAGCUGGCGGCGGAGCUGGAGGUGGAGAUGAUGGCAGAUAUGUACAACAGGAUGACCAGCGCCUGCCACCGGAAGUGUGUGCCUCCCCACUACAAGGAAGCCGAGCUGUCCAAGGGCGAGUCCGUGUGCUUGGAUCGGUGCGUGUCUAAGUACUUGGACAUCCACGAGCGGAUGGGCAAAAAGCUGACGGAGCUGUCGAUGCAGGACGAGGAGCUGAUGAAGAGGGUGCAGCAGGGCUCUGGGCCUGCGUGAGCGAGCGCUCAGGCAGCUCACAGCCCACGGUGCACUCGGCCCCUUCCCACCUGGCUAAUCAGAGGGCCCCCGCGGGUGUUAUCUGUGAAGACUACCCAGAUCCGGCUUUCUGGAGAGUCCAGGAGCCUGGAGUGUGGUGGAGCUCUGUCCUGGGUGAAGAAGGAAUGUUUGUCACACUGGAAUGGGACUGUGUAUGUGUGUGUGUACAUAUAUAUAUAUUAAAACAAGCGUGACGACAGCCA
Erinaceus europaeus (western European hedgehog) is the source of this 602-nucleotide messenger RNA. RefSeq names its product translocase of inner mitochondrial membrane 10 (gene TIMM10). Gene Ontology annotation, biological process: protein insertion into mitochondrial inner membrane. Bases 88 to 360 code for a protein of 90 amino acids. Gene Ontology annotation, cellular component: mitochondrial inner membrane. The transcript has 2 exons. NCBI's taxonomy places the organism in Eukaryota, Metazoa, Chordata, Mammalia, Eulipotyphla, Erinaceidae. The record is from RefSeq and is a predicted model, not a curated record.